CCUUUUACGAGUAACUUUUUUUCUUUUCUGAAAAAAAUGAGAGAAGAUGGAAUUGUCAGCUGCAGUGCAGGACUUGCUUACAGAACUUGAACGGCGUCGUUUUAUUCUUCUCCUUCUCCUUCUCGUCUUCUGCAUCUUACAGGCCUUCGAAUUACAGCUUCACGAAUUCCCCAGGUUAUUUCAUCAUAUGGUUUUGGAUGAUUAUUUAGCUCUUAGUUUUCUUAUUGCACAUCUUGAUGGAUCACCCACGAUCAUCCUCUGGGCCUGGUGAAGAUAAUAUUGGGAUCCCUGAUGAUUUGCGGUGUAAGAGGUCCGAUGGGAAACAGUGGAGAUGCACUGCAUUGUCUAUGCCUGAUAAGACUGUGUGUGAAAAGCACUACAUACAGGCGAAGAAGAGGGCUGCAAAUUCUGCAAUGAGAGCCAACAUGAAAAAGGGAAAGAGAAAAUCAAUGGAUGAAAAUGAUGUAUAUUCGGAGAGUAAAAGUGAUGAUAUGGAUUUACCAGCUGAGAACCAGAAACUUGGGGAUUAUUCUGGUUCAAUCUCUGGGAAGAAGCACAAAGAAAAAGGCCCAAAGAAUCAGAUGAAUUAUUUUUCUGAAACACCUCAAAGCAAGAUGUUUUUAGCUCGCGGUAUGAAGUCUACUGAUGAUCUAGACAUGGAAGAUGUACAGUAUGAUGAAAGCCGAAGAGGUUACCGGACGCCACCCCCUUCUGGUAUGGAAUCUUCCAGAAGCAGAUCGCAGAAGAUGUUUGAUUCCAGUCCCACAGCGGAAACUUCUGAAGGGAGCUCCAAUUCUUCUGAUAAUACAGGGGGGCAACCUUGUCAUCAAUGUAAGCGGAAUGAUCACCGAGUAAUUUGGUGCCUUAGAUGUGAUAGAAGGGGAUACUGUGAAAGCUGCAUUUCAACUUGGUACUCCAACAUGCCAGUGGAAGAGAUACAGAGGAUUUGUCCUGCGUGUCGUGGUAGUUGCAAUUGUAAAGUGUGUAUGCGGGGAGACAACUUGUUAAAGGUUAGAAUAAGGGAGAUACCUGCACAAAACAAAUUGCAGUAUCUCUAUUCCCUUUUAUCAGCAGUUCUUCCAGUUGUUAAGCACAUUCAUAAUCAGCAGUGCUUUGAGGUGGAACUAGAAAAAAAACUUCGAGGAAAUGGAAUGGAUCUUGGCCGGACUAAAUUGAACGCAGAUGAGCAAAUGUGCUGUAAUUUCUGCAGGAUACCCAUUGUUGAUUAUCAUAGACACUGCUCAAAUUGCUCAUAUGACCUCUGCCUUAGCUGCUGCAAAGAUCUCAGAGAUGCAACCAAGCUUGUUCAGGAUGACAGGGGUAAGCAGUUCCUGGGAAGAGCUGAUUGCAGAGAAACCACGUCAAAGGAAGUGAAAUUGUCAAACGUUCAUCUAAAUAUACUCAGAAAGCUUUCUGAUUGGAAAGCAGAUAGUAAUGGCUCCAUACUCUGUCCACCAAAGCAAUAUGGGGGCUGCAGUUCCUCAGUCUUAUCAUUGAAACGAAUCUUCAAGAUGAAUUGGGUAGCGAAACUGGUGAAAAAUGUCGAAGAAAUGGUUAGUGGAUGUAAAGUAGGUGAUUCUGGCGAUCUAGAGAAUACCUCUGAAGGGAAGUUGUUCCAGGCUGCUCAUAGAGAGAAUGGUGAUGAUAACUUUUUGUACCAUCCAUCUUCUGAAGAUAUUAGAAGUGAAGGGAUUGAGGACUUCAGAAAGCAAUGGAGCAGAGGUAAACCUGUUAUCAUCAAGGAUAUAUAUGAUGUAUCAUCGAUGUCAAACUGGGAUCCAAUUGAGAUAUGGAGAGGGGUAAGGGAGACAACAGAGGAGAAAACAAAAGAUGAUAACAGAACUGUGAAGGCCAUUGAUUGUUUUGAUUGGAGUGAGAUUGAUAUUCAGAUUGGUCAAUUCAUCAGAGGAUACUCAGAGGGAAGAAUUCAUGAGAAUGGUUGGCCAGAAAUGCUCAAAUUGAAAGAUUGGCCUUCUCCUAGUGCUUCAGAAGAGUUCUUGUUGUACCAGAGACCUGAGUUUAUUAGUAAACUUCCUUUACUUGAAUUCAUCCACUCCAAGUGGGGUCUUCUAAAUGUAGCUGCAAAAUUGCCUCAUUAUUCCCUGCAGAAUGAUGUUGGUCCUAAGAUUUUUAUUUCUUAUGGGAUGUAUGAAGAACUUGGUAGAGGUGAAUCAGUAAACAAUCUGCAUAUCAACAUGCGUGACCUAGUAUUCCUUUUGGUUCAUAUCAGUGAGGUCAAACCGAAAGGUUGGCAGAAGACGAAGAUAGGAAAGAUGCAGAACAUCUUUUCUGAAUCUGAUCACAAAGGAUUUCCUGGCGAUGCACUUAAUGUUUCAAGCGAAGAGAAUUUCUCCAAAUUCUCACCUGUUGGAGAUAGAGGGGAUGGUCAGUAUGCCGAUACGAAUUCAAAUGCGAAUGAAAUGUUGGUUGACCAAGAGAGCAGAGUUACUUCUCAGAUUGGUGUAGAUAACUUUAGUCAUGAAGAUCUGAACGGUUCCAGUUUAAACAGCUCCGACAGUAGUCACUCUGGAGCUCUUUGGGAUGUCUUUCGGAGGCAGGAUGUGCCGAUGCUUAUCGACUAUCUAAGAUGUCAUUGGAAGAAACAUGGAGAUUUGGACCAUCUAACGGAUGAUUCUGUGCCCAGUCCUCUCUACGGUGGAGUAGUAUAUCUGAAUGAGCAUCAUAAGAGAAAGUUGAAAGAGUUAUUUGGAAUUGAGCCUUGGUCGUUUGAACAGCAUUUAGGCGAAGCGAUUUUCAUUCCUGCUGGGUGUCCUUUCCAAGUGAGGAAUCUUCAGUCCACUGUCCAAUUGGGCCUUGAUUUUCUUUCUCCAGAAAGUUUAUGUGAGGCUGUUAGAAUGGCUGAAGAAAUCCGUGGCCUUCCUAAUACUCAUGAUGCGAAGCUACAAAUGUUGGAGGUGGGAAAGAUAUCACUCUAUGCAGCAAGCUCGGCCAUCAAAGAAGUUCAGAAGUUGGUUCUGGAUCCUAAAGUUGGUCCCGAGCUUGGAUUUGAGGAUCCCAAUUUGACCGCAUUGGUUUCAGAGAAUUUGGAGAAGAUGACGAAGAGACGUCAGGUACCUUGCACAUAAACCAGUUCACUGAGGUUUGUAUCUAAGUAUCUCUGAAUUCUUAUGUACAGAAGAAACAGCAAAACCCCUAGGGAAUUUGCAUUUGAGUACUUGGUUUUGUUCUGCUAAAUGCUAGCAUGCUCUCAGGGGAUGUGCAUUGUUACUGCUCACUUUUGUUCUCCCAUAUCAUAGGUUGCACGUGGUUGUGUAGCCUGUCAUAUCUUUUGUCUUAUGAAGAAAUCAACAGCUGUGUACUUCCAUAGUCUUGUAGUAAAAGAUAUCAAUAGGUCUUAUUGUAAUUGUAAUUUCAUAGGAGGAAUGAACGCUUAUAGUCUACAGCAACAUCAAUUCAAAAUGUUAUUUUUUGAUAGCUAAUCAAGGUAACAAUCCCAUAUAGCCUUCAUAUGAUUGAUUAUAUAAAGCUUCUUUUCGUUGUUUA
This is a messenger RNA of Solanum dulcamara, 3504 nucleotides long. Its product is annotated as E3 ubiquitin-protein ligase JMJ24. The coding region runs from base 237 to 3086 and encodes 949 amino acids. NCBI's taxonomy places the organism in Eukaryota, Viridiplantae, Streptophyta, Magnoliopsida, Solanales, Solanaceae. The transcript is spliced from 14 exons. Gene Ontology annotation, molecular function: transcription coregulator activity; histone H3K9 demethylase activity; chromatin DNA binding. Gene Ontology annotation, biological process: regulation of transcription by RNA polymerase II. Gene Ontology annotation, cellular component: histone deacetylase complex; chromatin. The record is from RefSeq and is a predicted model, not a curated record.